This is a messenger RNA of Melospiza georgiana, 5731 nucleotides long. RefSeq names its product SLIT-ROBO Rho GTPase activating protein 3 (gene SRGAP3). Bases 44 to 3346 code for a protein of 1100 amino acids. Gene Ontology annotation, molecular function: protein binding. NCBI's taxonomy places the organism in Eukaryota, Metazoa, Chordata, Aves, Passeriformes, Passerellidae. The transcript is spliced from 22 exons. Gene Ontology annotation, biological process: negative regulation of cell migration; signal transduction. The record is from RefSeq and is a predicted model, not a curated record. Gene Ontology annotation, cellular component: cytoplasm.
GCGGAGCGCGGCGGUGCCGGCGGGGCCCGCGCCCUCCCGCACGAUGUCAGCGCAGGGCAAGUUCAAGAAGGACAAAGAGAUCAUCGCCGACUACGAGGCGCAGGUCAAAGAGAUCCGAACGCAGCUGGUGGAGCAGUUCAAAUGCCUGGAGCAGCAGUCGGAGUCGCGGCUGCAGCUGCUGCAGGACCUGCAGGAGUUCUUCCGCAGGAAGGCCGAGAUCGAGCUGGAGUACUCGCGCAGCCUGGAGAAGCUGGCCGAGCGCUUCUCCUCCAAGAUCCGCAGCUCCAGGGAGCACCAGUUCAAGAAAGAUCAGCACCUGCUGUCCCCUGUGAACUGCUGGUACCUGGUUCUGACGCAGACGCGUCGGGAGAGCCGAGACCACGCCACGCUGAACGACAUCUUCAUGAACAAUGUCAUCGUCCGGCUGUCCCAGAUCAGCGAGGAUGUCAUCAGGCUCUUCAAAAAGAGCAAGGAGAUUGGCCUCCAGAUGCACGAGGAGCUCCUGAAAGUCACCAAUGAGCUCUACACGGUGAUGAAGACCUACCACAUGUACCACGCAGAGAGCAUCAGCGCCGAGAGCAAGCUGAAGGAGGCAGAGAAGCAGGAGGAAAAGCAGUUCAACAAGUCGGGGGACAUCAGCGUGAACCUGCUGCGACACGAGGACCGGCCGCAGCGGCGCAGCUCUGUCAAGAAGAUUGAGAAGAUGAAGGAGAAGAGACAAGCCAAGUAUUCUGAGAACAAGCUGAAGUGUACAAAAGCCAGGAACGACUACCUGCUGAACCUGGCAGCCACCAACGCGGCCGUCAGCAAGUACUACAUCCACGACGUGUCUGACCUCAUCGAUUGCUGCGACCUGGGCUUCCACGCCAGCCUCGCUCGCACCUUCAGGACGUACCUGUCGGCAGAGUACAACCUGGAGACGUCGCGGCACGAGGGCCUGGACGUCAUCGAGAACGCCGUGGACAACCUGGACGCGCGCAGCGACAAGCACACCAUCAUGGACAUGUGCAACCAGGUCUUCUGCCCGCCGCUCAAGUUCGAGUUCCAGCCCCACAUGGGGGAUGAGGUGUGCCAGGUGAGCGCCCAGCAGCCUGUGCAGACCGAGCUGCUGAUGCGGUACCACCAGCUGCAGUCUCGGCUGGCCACCCUCAAGAUAGAGAAUGAAGAGGUACGGAAAACGCUGGAUGCCACGAUGCAGACCUUGCAGGACAUGCUGACAGUGGAAGAUUUUGAUGUUUCAGAUGCCUUCCAGCACAGCCGCUCCACUGAGUCGGUCAAGUCAGCCGCAUCAGAGACCUACAUGAGCAAAAUCAACAUUGCCAAGAGGAGAGCCAACCAGCAGGAGACUGAAAUGUUCUAUUUCACUAAAUUUAAGGAGUAUCUGAAUGGCAGCAACCUCAUCACGAAGCUCCAGGCUAAGCACGACCUGCUGAAGCAAACUCUGGGAGAAGGUGAAAGAGCUGAGUGUGGAACAACCAGGCCCCCCUGUCUUCCCCCUAAGCCACAGAAAAUGAGGAGACCUAGGCCUCUCUCAGUGUAUAAUCAUAAACUCUUUAACGGCAAUAUGGAAACAUUCAUUAAGGAUUCAGGACAGGCCAUUCCACUUGUGGUAGAAAGCUGCAUCCGCUACAUCAAUCUGUAUGGCCUCCAGCAACAGGGCAUCUUCAGAGUCCCUGGCUCCCAGGUGGAAGUCAACGACAUCAAGAACUCGUUUGAGAGAGGUGAAGACCCCCUCGCUGAUGACCAGAAUGAACGAGACAUUAACUCAGUGGCUGGAGUCUUGAAGCUGUAUUUCCGAGGACUGGAAAACCCCCUCUUUCCUAAGGAAAGGUUUCAAGAUUUGAUAUCUACUAUAAAAAUUGAGAACCCUGCAGAGAGAGUGCACCAGAUCCAGCAGAUCAUUGUCACUCUGCCUCGGGCUGUCAUCGUGGUCAUGAGAUACCUCUUUGCUUUCCUUAACCACUUGUCACAGUACAGCGAUGAGAACAUGAUGGAUCCCUACAACCUGGCCAUCUGCUUCGGGCCCACGCUGAUGCACAUUCCUGACGGGCAGGAUCCGGUGUCCUGCCAGGCCCAUGUCAAUGAGGUCAUCAAAACCAUCAUCAUUCACCACGAGGGCAUCUUCCCCAGCCACCGAGAGCUGGAGGGGCCUGUCUACGAGAAGUGCAUGACUGGAGGGGAGGAGUACUGUGACAGCCCGCACAGCGAGCCGGGCACCAUCGAUGAGGUGGACCACGACAACGGGACAGAGCCGCACACCAGUGACGAUGAGGUGGAGCAGAUUGAAGCCAUAGCCAAGUUUGACUACAUUGGGCGAUCUCCACGGGAGCUCUCCUUCAAGAAAGGGGCCUCGCUCCUGCUCUACCACCGGGCGUCGGAAGACUGGUGGGAAGGGAGACACAACGGGGUGGACGGGCUCAUUCCCCACCAGUACAUCGUGGUGCAAGACAUGGAUGAUGCCUUCUCUGACAGCCUGAGCCAGAAGGCAGACAGCGAGGCGAGCAGCGGGCCGCUGCUGGACGAUAAAGCCUCCUCCAAGAACGACAUCCAGUCACCCACAGAUCACAUCUUGGACUAUGGCUUUGGGGGAGUCAUGGGCAGGGUGAGAUUGAGGUCCGAUGGUGCCGCCAUCCCCCGGCGCCGCAGCGGGGGCGACACGCACAGCCCGCCCCGAGGGAUGGGGCCUGGCAUCGACACCCCUCCCCGAGCAGCAGCCUGCCCCAGCAGCCCCCACAAGAUCCCCCUCAACAGGGGCAGGAUCGAGAGCCCUGAGAAGCGCAGGAUGGCCACGUUCGGCAGCGCGGGCAGCAUCAACUUCCCAGACAGGAAGGCCCUGGCCGAGAGCCACCCGCUGAGAUCCACCUGCGGGUCCACCCGCCACAGCAGCCUUGGAGAUCAGAAAUCCCUGGAAGCAGAAGCUCUUGCUGAGGACAUUGAGAAGACGAUGAGCACGGCGCUGAACGAGCUGCGGGAGCUGGAGAGGCAGAACACGGCCAAGCAGGCGCCCGACGUGGUGCUGGACACGCUGGAGCCCAUGAAGAACCCGCCGCUGGGCGCCGCCAACUCGGAGCCGGCCAGCCCGCUGCACACCAUCCUGAUCCGGGACCCCGAGGCGGCCAUGCGGCGCAGCAGCAGCUCCACCUCCGAGAUGAUGACCACCUUCAAGCCGGCGCUGUCGGCCCGGCUGGCCGGGGCGCAGCUGCGGCCGCCGCCCAUGCGGCCGGUGCGGCCCGUGGUGCAGCACCGCUCCAGCAGCAGCAGCAGCUCGGGCGUGGGCAGCCCCGCCGUCACCCCCACCGAGAAGCUCUUCCCCAGCAGCUCGGCAGAUAAAUCGGGCACCAUGUAGGGCGGGGGCUGCGGCGCCCGGACGCCGGGAGCGGGGCGAGCGGAGCCUCGCUGGGUGGGCAGGGGUCAGAGCCCUGCUGGGGAGCCUCUGUGGAAGGAAACACGUGUGGGGCCUGGGCCUGGUGCUGUACAUACGUGUGUGUGUAUGUACAUAGGUGUGCACACACCCCAUCCAUGCAGAAACACUUCCCGAGCUUGCAGUCCUACAGCAGGAGGAGACGGCAGGUCUGAGUGUUGGCGCUGGAGAACACACUCGGUGUAGAAGUAUAUAUUAAAAACAAAGUGUACAGAAUUCAGUGACUUUUUAAAACAGUAGAUUUACCUCAGAAACUGGCUCUGAAAUGUCCUCUCUUGAGACAGUGGGUUGGUCUGGGUUUCCAAGGCUGUCUGUGUGCACCUGGAAGCCCACGCUGCAGCAGCUGUGCGUCAAGCAAUACAAGGCCAUCCUGGAGUUUAUUUUCUGUACCUCUUGGCAUUGAAGAAACAAAAAAAGGGAUGGGAAUGCAGUGGGGUCUGUUCACUGCUGGGCUGUGGAGAAGAGCUGGAAAUCCAUACAUGACCAUGUGUGACCAGCCAGCUGGAGUCUUUCCAGUCCUGAAUCCUGAGAUAUCUUCAUAUGCCCGUGAUGCCCUGGCAGCAGGGACAAGCAGGGUGUGUGCCAUGGAUGGGAAUGGAGUGCAGUGAGUGUCAUGAGUGGGACAGAGUGAGGUGUGUGCCAUCACCCUCAUGCAGGAGGAGGACGCUGUGCUGCACUGGGACUGUGGAAUGCUGCUUCUCUGCAAGUUCUCAGAGUGAGCAAGGACUAGUGACCAAACCUGUGGUAAAGCAUGGAGUAACUUACAGAGUUUGGAGAUUCUUCAUCUCCCUUUCCCCAUGUGCUUUUUUCUUUUUUUUUUUUUGUAUAACAAAACCCAACUCAGUGGUCUCUUGAGAGUCAGGCCUGAGCAGCAAGGAGGGGUCUCAGGUCAGAGUGGUUGUCCUGCAUGAGAAGCAUGAGCCGUGUUUCACCACAUCAGAUACAAAACUGGUCUGAUGGGUGAUACUUUGCACUUUCUGUACUGUACCAUAUAAUACAACAGUUUGAGUUUAUGCAAAAGAAUCUACAUUUUGUUUUACCCAGAGAAAAAAUAUGCAGAAGGCUGGGGAGUGCAUGGUCCUGUGUGAUAAUCCAGACUCCUCUGUAAGCACUGAAUCAGAGAUGCUCCGUGCUUCUCCUGCAGCUUUUCCUUGUACAGAUAUCCAUGCAAUGCCCCAUGGUUUGAUUUGGCACUUCCCCAUGGUCACAUGCUUAUGUCUCCUAACAUUCAUCCUUCCUCCCUGCUAUCUCUGAUCCUGCUGCUCUGUGCUGGGCAAGGGGCCUGCCAGCCCUCCUGACUCACCCAGCAGCCACUUACCCUGCCUGGGGCUUUGCUUUGUCCCCCCUUCAUCUUCCUCAUCUCUCCAGCACUGCUGCGGACCCCAGCUCUGCAGAAGCAGCCUGGCUUCCAGAAGGCAGUGGAGGCUCUGACCAGGGUGGCAGAACCCGUCAGUCCUGCCGUGGCUCGUGUCUCCUCGGCUGGGGAGCUCCCUCGUGUGCAAGACUGCCUGUACAUCCACACCUGUACCUCUGUACCUGUGCUGUCGCAGCUGCACCCCAUCUCUGCCCCUCCACAGCUGUGCACCGGGCACAGGCCCUGGGACCGGCUGGUGCCUGUCCCCUGCCCCUCGCACGUGUCCCCUCACGCCCCGCUCUGCCAGCCCUGUAAAUAUUGCUGUACUUGCUUAACUGCUCGAAGGUAACUGUUAACCUGUAAACUGUACAAAAAUAGGCUAAAGUUAGAUAAAGCCGAUGCCACUCAACAAAUCUUUGCACUUAGUAGGUAGCUCAAUGUAAAAAUAAACCCAGUAAUAAUACUAGUAAUCCCGAAGGGAAGCGAAGCCGCCGGCACCCCUGGCAGAGCCCGUGGGGAGCAGCUCUGCCCACGUCCCUCCCUGUCACGCUGGCAGGGCAGACGGUGUGUGUGCGUGUCUGUGAACGUCCUUGGCGUUUGGUUCACGUUGGUGUUUAUUUCUCCAUCAUGCCCCUUUCCUGGCACAGCCCUGGCACUGUCCGGCCUGGCACAGCGGCUGCAGAUGUUCAGCCAGGCUGGGCUGGUCAGGGACCUGUGCUGGGGAGGGAGGGACCCAUUUGGCACGAGUGCUGUGUAUCCAUUGCCAGUAAUUAUUACUUUUGUUUCCAUUUAGUUCCUGGAGAACAUUCACUUUGCCAGUUUUCUGUUUUUUGUAUGCUUUCUGAGAUGACUUGAGAGCAAACCCAUCUUCAUUAGGGGUUUUAUUUCCUCCCUUACUUUUGACCAUACGGUACAAAUUCCAGUGUCUUUCUAUUAAAUUAUUGCCUUUCAUUUUC